CCUCAUUGGUUGGAUUCGUUUUGGAGGCGUGGUACUAUACUGCCCCGGUUGUGUCCGGGUAAGAUGGCGUUGGAAGAGCAGUGCUCGGCACCACCUCGAUGGCAGGCCAUAUCAGUGACACACGUAGAGUUUCCAGAGGGGGAUCUCACGGGAAAACUGCUGGCCUACAUCAGUCUCCUACCCGUAGCUAUUCUUGUGAGCUUUGUCACUCUCAUAGUGUUUAAACGGGAACUGCACACGAUUUCCUUCUUCAUUGGAGUCCUCCUAAAUGAAGCAGUGAACUGGGUGCUCAAGCACAUUCUCAGAGAGCCGCGCCCUUGUGCAGGAGCUCACACAACUGUGUAUGCUGAGUACGGCAUGCCCUCAAAUCAUUCCCAGCUCAUCUGGUUCUUCGUUGUUUACUUCUUCCUUUUUCUUUAUUUAAGGAUGCAUCAGACAAACAAUGCUCGAUGCGUGGACCUGCUGUGGAGGCACAUCCUCUCCAUCAUCCUCCUGGGCAUGGCCUCGUUCGUCUCAUACAGCAGGGUCUACUUGUUGUAUCACACCUGGAGUCAGAUUUUCUAUGGGGCAGUGGCUGGCAGUACAAUGGCCAUUAUCUGGUUCUUUUUCACACAAGAGGUGCUAACACCUCUAUUUCCCAAAAUUGCAGCAUGGCCGAUAUCCGAGUACUUCCUGGUGCGAGACACAAGCUUAAUUCCCAACAUCUUAUGGUUUGAGUAUACAGUGACCAGAUCAGAGGCGAGGAACAGACAACGAAAGCUUGGAACAAAACUUCAGUGAUCUGCAGAGCACUUUGUGAAAACUUGAGUUUAGGCCCACACUUGGCAAACACACAGACAUUGUCAUUGACUAUCACAAACGAAGAUCAAGCGACAAUAAAAACAAAACGCACUCACACAGGAGAAUCAUCUUUCGGACUAACCUGGCUGUAAGGAAUGCUGGCAAGACCCGUUUUACAGGUGGAAAAAGUGUUCUGUGACCUGGCCCGAGGCCUACAGCCUGAGCACGUCCAUCUACACGCCUUCCCCUCUUGUACAGCUUGCCCCAAACGCUCUUCAGUGCAUGCAAGACUGUAAGAGGCAUACUAUUUAAUAAUAGAUUAAUAUAUAUUUUAACUAUAAACGCACGUUGACAGUAACAGUUUACUGUAAGAGAUUCAAAGAGCCAAAACGAAGGCUAUGAUCAAGUUUCAAACAUAUUGAUGGGCGUCAUUACAGCAUGUAUUUACUAACACUUUUUUUUUCAUAAUUGUUUUUUGUAUUUUCACUUUGGAUAAAGGGUGUGAGUGGGGAGGGGUGGUUGGUUACAGCUCUGUUGAUAAUUUGUGGAAUUAACAAUUUUUCAUUGUUAUAUAAUAGAAAAUGAACAAUUUCUAAAAUUGGUCAUGAUGUAAUAUACAUAAAAAUUUGCACUUUGUGAAAUUUGCAAGUCAAAAUAAAGACUAACACUAGUUAAAUGUUGAGAUCCUCCCCUUCUUUUUCCUCACAAGUCUUUGUGUCUUUGACUCGGUCCUAAUAUCUUAGGCUCCAAAGAUGAUCUGCAGGCACUGUAAAUCUUAAUUCUGUAAUCUUAAUUAUCAUGGUUGUAGUUUGUUUGUAUUUUCGUCGGAGGCUUUUGAGACUGGAUCACAGCAACGGGUUUGAGUUGUUCUUGGAUUGAGAAGGUGUUUUUGUUAUUGCCUCAUACACGGUAGCAACCUGGGAACAGAGUUCUAGGGACCGGUUUUCUUUUUGUUUUAUUCCAUUUCUUAUCUUGUUUUCUGUUGCAGAGAAGUUCUCUUUUUAUUUGCAUUUCCAAAAUAACAUUCCUGUAUCAUUUAGUGUUGAAACAUCAUAACUGAUGAGGGGGAUAUGUUUUGUAUUUUUUGUUUUUGAAAAAAGAUUUAAAAAUAUGCCUCAGGUCAGUUGUAGCAUGUGAUUAUGCUUUUUCCUCGCAGCCUAAGGCAGCUAAUGUUGAAAGCUGUCAAAUGGAGAUCUGAAGUGGAUUAAAACAGUCAUAUCAUUAGCUUCACAAAGGGAAGUAGUUCUCUUAGAAAUUUCUUUUUUUUUUUUUGCCAUGUGUAACCUCUAUUGGGCUGAAUAAAAAUCUGUUUACAAGA
Molecule: messenger RNA, 2098 nt
Organism: Girardinichthys multiradiatus
Lineage: Eukaryota; Metazoa; Chordata; Actinopteri; Cyprinodontiformes; Goodeidae
Gene: dolpp1
Product: dolichyldiphosphatase 1
Exons: 8
Coding region: 64-780 (238 amino acids)
Biological process (GO): protein N-linked glycosylation; lipid biosynthetic process
Cellular component (GO): intracellular membrane-bounded organelle; endoplasmic reticulum membrane
Molecular function (GO): dolichyldiphosphatase activity
Source: RefSeq, a predicted model, not a curated record